AUGUCCACCAUCCGCUUCACCUGCCAGCGCUGCUACCAGCCCCUGAAGCUCUCUCAGUCCUCGGAGACCUUGGGCCUUGACACCAGCCGGGAAGCCGCCGCCGCAAGUCUCCCCUCGGCUCCCGGGGAGCCCGGAAAAACUCCAGAGGAAGGACCUACCUCCGCAGGGGAGACAGAUGUUGAAAAGCGACAAGAUGGUGCCUCCGGCGGGCCCAUCCCUGGCGAUGGCAGGCUGUGCUGGCUUGUCCCCAGCAUCUUCACCCUUCUUGGGAAGCUGGGCCCUGGGAGAACUCUCCACAGCAUCCAGAAGUCCGUUCAGGGCACUUUCGACAUCCUUUCCGGUGAAGAAGAUCUGGACCAGCCUCUAUGCCAGGACUGCACGGACAACCUCUUGGAGCAUCUGGACACCCAGCUCAGGAUCUCGGAAGCUGACGGUCAGAGCUACAAACGCGGUUUGGAGGCCGGGGAGAGGGUCGGUGAGGAUGACAGGGAGACACUGCAGGAGGAGCUGAGGGCCGCGGAGCUGGAGGAAGCGAGGCUGGUCCGGGAGCUGGAGGAGGUGGAGAAGAGCCGAGAGCGGGCAGCGAGGUCUCUGGCGGCGGCCCAGGCAGAGACCGCGGUGCUGGGCCAGCAGGAAAGCCAGUACCGGAGGGACUGCAGUGCGCUGCAGUGGCAACAGCUGGAACUGUUUGACGAGCUGAGGAGCGUGGAGAACCAGCUGCACUGCGCCCAGACCCAGCUGGCCCGGCUGGAGAGAACCAACGCCCUGAGGUCAGCGUUUGACAUCCGCAAUGACGGCCCGGUGGCCCUUAUCAAUAACUUCAGGCUGGGCUGCCUCCGCGCCGUCCCCGUGAGCUGGAACGAGGUCAACGCCGCCUGGGGACAGGCAGCCUUGCUGCUCCUGGCCCUGUCGAACAAGGUCGGCUUGCAGUUUCGGAGGUUCCGGCUCAUCCCCUGCGGAAGCCGGUCCCACCUGAAGUACUUAAGCAAGAGCUCCGUGGAGCUGCCCUUGUUCUGUGACCAGGGGCAGAGCGGUCCCUUGUUCAGCAAGUUUGACCACGCGAUGAUGGCUUUCCUGGACUGCAUGCAGCAGUUCAAGAAAGAAGCCGAGAAAGGCGAGGGGCCGGGCCUGUGCAUGCCCUGCCGGAUGCACGUGGCGGAGGGCCUGAUACAGGAGCCUGGGGCUGGCGGGGAAGCCUAUUCCAUCAGAACCUACCCGAACACGCAGGAGCGGUGGAGCAAGGCCCUCCGGCUCGUGCUCACCAAUCUCAAGUGCAGCCUCGACUGGGUCUCGCUAAAGUAUUGUCCAAAAUAA
This is a messenger RNA of Pteronotus mesoamericanus, 1314 nucleotides long. RefSeq names its product beclin 2 (gene BECN2). Bases 1 to 1314 code for a protein of 437 amino acids. NCBI's taxonomy places the organism in Eukaryota, Metazoa, Chordata, Mammalia, Chiroptera, Mormoopidae. Gene Ontology annotation, biological process: late endosome to vacuole transport; autophagosome assembly; cellular response to nitrogen starvation. The transcript has a single exon. Gene Ontology annotation, cellular component: phosphatidylinositol 3-kinase complex, class III, type I; phagophore assembly site; phosphatidylinositol 3-kinase complex, class III, type II. The record is from RefSeq and is a predicted model, not a curated record.